GCGCCCACGAUCUCCACAAACACGUCGGCGAAGCGCCGAAUCGCGCACCCGUCAUCAGGGCAGCCGGCCCGACCUGACGUGAUCAACAUGCGAACCUCGGCGUCGGGUUAAUUGGGUUGUGGUGUUGAACAUCAUUAUAAAAGCAUGGAUUAGCCAGCCAACUCUCACGUCCAGCUCUCACGCCCGCCUCAUCCGCCUCGCCCGCCUCGCCCGCCUCAACCACCCACCAUGCGCUCCCUCGCCACCCUCGCGCUCCUCCCCGGCGCCCUCGCCGCCGCCCUCGACUUCUCCCACCUCUCCACCCGCGCCACAAACUCCUCGCUCACCGGCUACCUGGGCGUCUUCUUCCUCGGCGACGCACCCAACGUCUACUUCUACACCUCGACAGGCAACAACGCGCUGUCCAUGACCCCGCUCAACGCCGGCAACCCCGUCAUCGUCCCCACCCUCGGCUCCAAGGGCGUCCGCGACCCGUCCAUCAUCCCCACCCCGGCGGGCGACAAAUACUUCAUCAUCGGCACGGACCUGAACAUCGGGUCCACGACGUGGGACAUCGCGCAGCGCAACGGCUCGCGCUCCAUCUUCGUCUGGGAAUCCUCGGACCUAACCACCUGGUCCGCCGAGCGCCUGGUGUCCGUCGAAGACGCCUCCGCGGGCAUGGUAUGGGCCCCCAGCGCGAUCUGGGACCCAUCCGCGUCCGCGUUCCUCGUGCACUGGGCCUCCAAGUUCUACGCGGACACGGACCCGCAGCACGCCGGCGCGCCCACGCCAAUCCGCAUGCGCUACGCGCACACCACCGACUUCGUCUCCUUCACCGCGCCCCAGGACUACGCCGACAUGUCGCCGACCUCCAUCAUCGACCUCGAGUUCCUGCCCCUCGGCGGCGACCACUUCGCCCGCUUCCUCAAGGACGAGGACGCCAAGACCGUCUUCACCGAGGUCUCGACCACGGGGCUCUUUGGGCCCUGGACUAGGCCUGCGGGGCCCGAUGCCAUCAUCGAGAGCGGCGUCGAGGGGCCCGCGGUGUUCUGGGAUAACGAGGUCGAGGGCAAGGCGCAUUUGCUGCUGGAUUGGUAUGGUGCGGAUGGGUACCGGCCGUAUGAGAGCACGGAUGUGGAGGGGGGUGUUUGGGGGGUUAGUGAGCGGGGGGAGUGGCCGGCGGGGUUGAGGCAUGGGAGUGUGUUGCCGGUCACCGCACAGCAGGUCGAAGCGUUGACGGCGAAGUGGGCGUAGGGUGUGGAGGUAU
This is a messenger RNA of Boeremia exigua, 1246 nucleotides long. RefSeq names its product arabinosidase. NCBI's taxonomy places the organism in Eukaryota, Fungi, Ascomycota, Dothideomycetes, Pleosporales, Didymellaceae. The record is from RefSeq and is a predicted model, not a curated record. The transcript has a single exon. Bases 229 to 1233 code for a protein of 334 amino acids.